This is a messenger RNA of Adineta ricciae, 1425 nucleotides long. The record is from the annotation of a GenBank genome assembly. Lineage: Eukaryota; Metazoa; Rotifera; Eurotatoria; Adinetida; Adinetidae.
AUGGGUACACAUAAUUCCAAAGAAAAUCAUCAAAUAAAAUCUUCUCGGACUGAUACUGAUCCCCAGCAGACAUUCAUUCCUUUGACAAUCAAAGUGAACCAACAAACAGACUAUAAUGGCUGGCAAGAAAUCUAUCGAUGUUCACAUGCUGAAUGGAUACAUGGAGUUUCUGAGUUAUUUGGUUUUGUGCAACAUACGUUCACGUGUAAUUCAGAACUUCAUAGUGUUUGUGCACCCGGCUUUUGUUCCGAAUCGUUGUCUCGGAAACUUCAUCUCAACUUUACCCGGUGCUCACCAAAAAGUCCAUUUUCCACAUCACGAUCGAUCCUUCCAUCAUUAUCAACCUCAUCAGUCAAAAGUGAAAAAUUACGUCAACAUUUCGAAUAUAAUCACGUUCCAGCAAUGAUUAGUUCAUUGCAGAAUUACUCGGUCCAUGGAAUUGUCAAUGGUUGUUCGAAGUCAGGUCUUAAUCAUGGGGAUACAAUCAUGUUAUCUGUUUAUUCAUCUAUUCUCAAUAAAACACAGUUCAUCAUUGUAGACUUGAAAUUAAAUCGAUAUGUCUGCGCAUUAGAUAAUGAUUAUUACGGACUCGUCAAUGCUAGUAAAGUCCAUGCAUCAUGGUCGAUAGAUAGAACACAAGUCAUCGUACGUGUACCGAUCCUCGAAGAUUCAACCGCAUUGGAUUUCUAUAAAAUUGUAAAGAAAGAAGCGAAAAUCUAUCGACGAAUACUUCCGAUUGAUAGUCGUACUCAGUUUCAAUUUACACCAAACUAUUGGUCAUCUCAUAUGCUUAUUUAUACACAUACGACAUACAACCGAAGUACAACUAUCAAUUAUAAUACCACACGAUUAACUCCUAGUAGUUCAAAUAAAAUCCAACGACAAAUCAUUGCUCAACAACGUCAAUCAACUGGUUCGUAUCUAACAUUGAAGAAUAUUCAUACAUGGUCAACAUAUACGUACGAACAGAUUUUUGUCGAUCAAGGUUUUCGUUUCCUUUCAAUGAUUUAUACACCGGAUGGUAUUUAUAUAAUCUUAACAUUCGCCGACACACGAUGUCACUGUGAAGAGACAUUACCGUUGAGUUAUUUUGAUGUGUGCGAUGCUAAUACAUUACAGCGCUUGAAACGUAUUCAUACUCAACUAAUUUCUCAUGUCUGUUCAUUGCAUAUGUGUCGAAACCUUUUAACGCCGAUUUUUUCUCACUCUGCAAAUCGAAUGGCAUUUUGUACGACAAAAAAUAACGGCGGAAAAGAAUUACAAAUAUCCAUCGUCGUUCUACCAAAUCAGUUGAAUCUUAAAUCAAUUUGUCGGCGAUUGAUUAUCCAUUACUUACGCAUAUUCAACGGAAAUAUUGAAGAUAUCACGCGUGAACUUCCGUACCGUUUGAGUCAAUACGUUCAAUAUCGACCAGAAUAUCCAUAA